Cornus florida is the source of this 1657-nucleotide messenger RNA. RefSeq names its product UDP-glycosyltransferase 89A2-like. The record is from RefSeq and is a predicted model, not a curated record. The transcript has a single exon. Bases 75 to 1496 code for a protein of 473 amino acids. Gene Ontology annotation, molecular function: UDP-glycosyltransferase activity. Lineage: Eukaryota; Viridiplantae; Streptophyta; Magnoliopsida; Cornales; Cornaceae.
AGCUGUGGUCUUUCUAACGCACCAGUGCCCCACCUCUCUCUCUCUCUUUCUAUAUCUCUUUCUCUCUCUAAACAAUGUCCAACUCCGGAGAAGGCGUCCACAUCCUAGUCUUCCCAUACCCAGCUCAAGGUCACAUGUUACCUAUGCUGGACCUAACCCACCAAUUAGCCCUCCAUGGCCUAACCAUAACCAUCUUGGUCACACCCAAAAACCUCCCAAUCCUAAACCCACUUCUCUCCACACACGCAUCAAUCCAAACCCUGAUCCUUCCUUUCCCGCACCACCCUUCUCUCCCUGCCGGCGUCGAGAACGUCAGAGACGUCGGCAACUCCGGCAACGUAUCGAUCAUCAACGCACUGAGUAAGCUUCACGAUCCAAUAAUCCAGUGGUUUCAGUCCCACCCUAAACCCCCUGUGGCUAUCCUCUCUGAUUUCUUCCUUGGGUGGACCCACCACCUGGCCCACCAACUCGGUAUCCCCAGGAUUGCAUUUUUCUCAUCCGGGGCUUUUUUAACCUCCGUCUGUGAUUAUCUGUAUCGCAACAAGCACACCGUUCGUUCUUUACCAGUGGUUAAUUUUCCUGAUUUACCGAGGUCUCCGAGUUUUACUGAGGAGCAUCUUCCUUCUGUGUUCCGGCUGUACAGGGAAUCGGAUCCGGAGUGGGAGUUUGUGAUGAAUUGCAUCAUUGCAAACACUUCGGGUUGGGGUUGCGUUUUCAAUUCGUUUGAUGGGUUGGAAAGUGAGUAUUUGGAUCACUUGAAGAAGAAAAUGGGCCACGGGCGUGUAUUUGGGGUCGGCCCGCUUAAUUUAGGGGUUGGGGCUGAGACUAUGGGUCGGGUUAACCCUUCCUUGGAAUCGGGUGAUCGGGUGUUGACAUGGCUUGAUGAAUGCCCUGAUGGGUCUGUUUUGUAUGUGUGCUUUGGUAGUCAGAAGUUUUUGAAGAAGGCCCAAAUAGAGGCCCUGGCGUCUGGGCUUGAAUGGAGUGGGAUCCGGUUUGUUUGGGUUAUAAAACCGCCAACGGCCCAACAAGUGGCAGACGGGUAUGGAUCCUUGCCGGAUGGGUUUGAGGAACGGGUAUCCGGGAGGGGUAUGGUGAUAAAGGGGUGGGCUCCACAGGUGGCGAUACUGAGUCACCGAGCCGUGGGCGGGUUUGUGAGUCACUGCGGGUGGAACUCGGUGUUGGAGGGAAUAGUGGCGGGUGUGAUGAUACUGGGCUGGCCCAUGGAGGCAGACCAAUAUGUGAAUGCUAGACUAUUGGUGGAGGACUUGAGGGCUGCGGUCCGAGUCUGUGAGGGUGCAGAUAAGGUGCCUGACUCGGCCGAGUUGGCUCGGAUAAUUUCGAAGUCAAUGGGUGGGAGCAUAAUUGAAAAGGAAAAAACAAAGCAGCUGAGAGAUAAAGCAGUGGAAGCAGUCAAGGGUAGUGGGAGCUCAAAAAGGGACUUGGUUGAGCUUGUGAGAGAGUUGGUCCAACUCAAAGUGGAAAAACUUGUUCAUUAGAAAGAGAGUGGAUGGUUGGUUGUUGUAACAGUUUUGCUUGUUAUACUACGCAAUUUUUUUAAAGUUAUCCCCUACAAAAGUUGCCACCUCAUCUGUUGAAAAUGUUGCAAUUUGUAAAUUUGUGUUUUCUAGUCCAAUUGGGCUUGGCUGCUAUUGUCUCA